Messenger RNA from Thermochaetoides thermophila DSM 1495, 1356 nucleotides. RefSeq names its product NADP-dependent glutamate dehydrogenase-like protein. Lineage: Eukaryota; Fungi; Ascomycota; Sordariomycetes; Sordariales; Chaetomiaceae. Gene Ontology annotation, molecular function: L-glutamate dehydrogenase (NADP+) activity. The record is from RefSeq and is a predicted model, not a curated record. The coding region runs from base 1 to 1356 and encodes 451 amino acids. The transcript has 3 exons. Gene Ontology annotation, cellular component: cytosol.
AUGUCGAACCUUCCCGUCGAGCCCGAGUUCGAGCAGGCCUACAAGGAGCUCGCCCUGUGCCUCGAGAACAGCACCCUGUUCGAGAAGUACCCCCAGUAUCGCACCGCUCUCAAGGUCGUCUCGGUCCCUGAGCGUGUCAUCCAGUUCCGUGUUGUCUGGGAGGACGACAACGGCAAUGUCCAGGUCAACCGCGGCUACCGCGUGCAGUUCAACUCGGCCCUUGGCCCUUACAAGGGUGGUCUGCGUCUGCACCCCUCUGUCAACCUCUCGAUUUUGAAGUUCCUCGGUUUCGAGCAGAUCUUCAAGAACGCCCUCACCGGCCUCAUGAUGGGCGGUGGCAAGGGUGGUUCCGACUUCGAUCCCAAGGGUAAGAGCGACAACGAAAUCCGUCGCUUCUGCGUUGCCUUCAUGCGCGAACUCUCCCGCCACAUCGGUGCCGACACUGAUGUCCCCGCCGGCGACAUCGGCGUUGGCGGCCGGGAAAUCGGCUACCUCUUUGGCGCCUACCGCCACUACCGCAACCGGUUCGAGGGUGUCCUCACCGGUAAGGGUCUUGACUGGGGUGGUUCCCUGAUUCGCCCCGAGGCCACCGGCUAUGGUCUCGUUUACUACGUCACCCACAUGCUCGAGUACGCCGGCGCUGGCGGAUGGGAGGGCAAGCGCGUCGCCAUCUCCGGCUCGGGCAACGUCGCCCAGUACGCCGCUCUCAAGGCCAUUGAGCUCGGUGCCACCGUCGUCUCUCUCUCCGACUCUAAGGGUGCCCUGAUUGCCGUCGACGACAAGGGCGUCACCGUCGAGGAUAUUGAGGCCAUCAUGAAGCUCAAGGAGAGGCGCAGGCCGCUCUCUGAGUACGAGUACAAGGACAACCUCCGGUACAUUGAGGGCGUUCGCCCGUGGGUCCACGUCGGCCAGGUCGACAUUGCUCUGCCUUGCGCCACCCAAAACGAGGUCAGCAAGGAGGAGGCCGAGGCUCUUGUUGCCAACGGCUGCAAGUUCAUCGCCGAGGGCUCCAACAUGGGCUGCACUCUCGAGGCCAUUGAGGUCUUCGAGAACGAGCGCCGCGAGAAGAAGGGCAAUGCCAUCUGGUACGCGCCUGGCAAGGCUGCCAACUGCGGUGGUGUCGCUGUCUCGGGUCUCGAGAUGGCCCAGAACAGCCAGCGCCUGGCCUGGACCAAGGAGGAGGUCGAUGAGAAGCUGAAGAACAUCAUGAAGAACGCCUUCGAGCUCGGCCUCAAGACCGCCCAAGAGUACGUUGAGGCUAGCGAGGGCGAGCUGCCCAGCCUGGUCGCUGGCAGCAACAUUGCUGGGUUCCUCAAGGUUGCCCAGGCCAUGCACGAGCACGGCGACUGGUGGUGA